AUGUCUCUUGGGGGCCCCCCAAAAGAGGUUCAUGUUAGUUCAUGUGUAGGUGAAUGCUCUCCUCCAAGUAAGAGAAUGAAGCACACGGAUAAGUUAAAUUUAUAUUGUAGUGAGAGGAAUGUUGUUGGGUGCCUCUUAGCCAGGACACCUCCAGAGGUAGAGUUGAGCCCACUUGUAGAGAAUUUUAACUUUUUAAGUCUUGUAUCUAAAGUGGAGGUGUUGGCUGUUAUCAAAAGAUCUAAGAUGCAUAGACUACCACAAAGAUCCCUGUAUGAACCACAAACCUUCCUAGACUUUUGUAUACUUUCAACCUAUAAAUAUUUUAACCAAAAAGUUAUAUACAGCCCUUUAAUAAAUGUAAAUUUAAUUAUAGGUAAGCCUCGUGGAAUCCGUACUGCCCGCAAGCACGUGAACCACCGCCGUGAACAAAGAUGGCACGAUAAGGACUACAAGAAAGCCCAUUUGGGAACUCGCUGGAAGGCCAAUCCCUUUGGUGGUGCCUCCCACGCUAAGGGCAUUGUCCUUGAGAAGAUUGGUAUUGAGGCCAAACAGCCUAACUCUGCCAUUCGUAAGUGCGUUCGAGUCCAGCUUAUCAAGAAUGGCAAGAAGAUCUCUGCUUUUGUCCCCCGGGAUGGUUGCUUGAACUUUAUUGAAGAGAACGAUGAAGUGUUAGUGUCAGGAUUUGGUCGUAAGGGCCAUGCCGUCGGUGAUAUUCCCGGUAUCCGUUUCAAGGUAGUGAAGGUCGCCAACGUUUCCCUGCUUGCUCUGUACAAGGAGAAAAAGGAGAGGCCUCGUUCUUAAAUUAGCCGUUCUCAAAUUAAAGGAAAAAAAUCUAAA
Molecule: messenger RNA, 837 nt
Organism: Penaeus monodon (black tiger shrimp)
Lineage: Eukaryota; Metazoa; Arthropoda; Malacostraca; Decapoda; Penaeidae
Product: 40S ribosomal protein S23-like
Exons: 7
Coding region: 1-801 (266 amino acids)
Biological process (GO): translation
Cellular component (GO): ribosome; cytosolic small ribosomal subunit
Molecular function (GO): structural constituent of ribosome
Source: RefSeq, a predicted model, not a curated record